AUGUGUGGAGAGCAUAAAGAUUCUGGAAUCCUUAGGCAUGGCUUUCUUGCAUCAUCUUCAGAAGAGGCAGAUUCUAUUCAGAAUUCAUCAUUGAAGCAAAAUGGGAAAUCAGCUUCUUGCUCAAAAACUUUGGCCCCACAUAAAUCGACAGCAGUGGGGUUUGAUGACAGGAUGUUGCUUCAUUCUGAAGUUGAAAGGAAGUCUCUUCCUCAUCCAGAAAGACCAGAUCGUCUUCGAGCAAUUGUUGCCAGCCUGGCAACUGCAGGUAUAUUUCCUGGAAGAUGCCAACCGAUUUCAGCAAGAGAAAUUACACGUGAAGAACUUCAGAUGAUCCACUCUCAUGAGAAUAUUGAAUCUGUUGAACUCACAAGCCAACAUGUUGCUAGGCUGGCAGCAGGGUUAUGUGUUGACCUGGCAUCAUCUAUAUACUCGGGGCGUGCUAAAAACGGGUUUGCACUGGUGCGUCCUCCAGGUCAUCAUGCUGGAGUGAGACAAGCAAUAGGAUUUUGUCUGCAUAACAAUGCAGCCAUUGCUGCAUCAGCAGCACAAGCUGCAGGAGCAAAAAAAGUCUUGAUUGUUGAUUGGGUGUUGUAUAUAUCCUUACAUACACAUGAAGGUGGAAAAUUCUACCCUGGUACAGGCGCUGCCCAUGAGGUGGGGUCCAUGGGUGGAGAAGGGUAUUGUGUAAAUGUUCCAUGGAGUCGUGGAGGAGUUGGGGACCAUAGUCACAGGAUUCGCCAAAGUAGUCACGAUCCACGUUCCAAACGGCUCGAUCCCAAACGGGGUACGAUUGCGUAUCGAUCGCCGACAGAAACGCCCUCCGGCUUGUGGUGGUUUGCGAUAAUGACAGCCGGAUCAGGCGGUAUGAGGAGGUCGAUGGUGGUGCGGGACAGCGACAUCAACAGCAAUGUGGGUUUUGAUGGGGAAUCGCCGGAACAGGGGUUGGUUUUGGUGGGGAAUCGUCCGAAAGAACGAGACUAG
Lactuca saligna is the source of this 981-nucleotide messenger RNA. NCBI's taxonomy places the organism in Eukaryota, Viridiplantae, Streptophyta, Magnoliopsida, Asterales, Asteraceae. The record is from the annotation of a GenBank genome assembly.